AUGGAGCAGAGCCCUUUCCUAAGCGAGGUGUGCUCUUCGUUGGGAAGCAAGUGUCAUCAGCCUCGCCAAGGUCCAGGUGAGAUGACAGCGGCCAGCAACAUGCAGCCCCCGGCCCCGUCCCCGACCCCCGACCCUGUCCAGGCAGAGGAGCUGGUCAAGGCAGCCGAGGCCACCCAAUCCUGUGCUGGGAGUGGAGGGAUCGCGAGCCCCAUGCAGCCCUCGUUGCCUCCACGCUGCUCGCUGCAGGACCUGCCUCCAGAGAUGCUGUUGGAGAUCUUCGCCUUCCUUCCCUGCACGGACCUGGCCAGCCUGGCCCAGGUUUGCACCCAAUUCCGCAGCAUCCUGCACACCGACAGCAUCUGGAGACAGCGCUGCAGGGAGGAGUAUGGCGUUUGUGAAAACUUUCAGGACUUGGAGGCCAUGGGUAUGUCUUGCCGAGAAUUCUAUACGAAGUUGCUCCACCCAUACAGAAACAUUUUGGGAUUGUGGCUGCUCGAUGUCCGGAGAGACCUGCUGAAGGUAGCGGUGGACGGCUUCUGCAUUACUGGUUGGAGGUACAUGCCUCCUUACUAUUACCUCUAUGUGGAUGUCCCAAAGCCAUGGAAGCCCUCGUUUAGAAUUCGCCUGACGAGGAAAUCUGCCCAGGUGGAAUGCAUGGAAGACUAUUGCAGGGUCCAUGACGGGCACUACAGAAGGCCCCACAUAUGCCACCUGAAGAUUCAGAAGGAUUGGUUCACCAUCACAGAUGAGAUUAUCCAAAAGUAUUUCCCAAAGUCUGUGAGUUACCGUAAUCCUGACUGCCUAACCUACAGCCGCGUCUACCUCCCACCCAGCCACCCUGAUGACCUCAUCAGGCCAGGCAUCUUCCAAUGCAACUAUAAUGCCUACAGUCUAAAGAUUGCCCUGCUCAGCUUCCAUGGGAACUAUGCCAGGGCCACAAAUUUCGCGGGAGACCCCCUCAAUUCUGCCUGGAAGGAGACUUUAAAGAUCCACCUCCUGCACCGCAUCCAGGUGCUAAAUGUGGAGAUCCUCCGCAACCUCGACAUGCUCUCCUGCAUCGUCCAGGAGAUUCACGAGCAGGUGAUCCAGGAGCAGCUUGAGGACAGCGAGGGCCAUAGCAGGCAGAGCCCUGCCCAGCCAAGCGCCAGGGAGUCCAGGGCUGCAACUUUGGAGGAGCAGCCUGCCCACAGCUUUGUUCUGCCUGUGGGUGUGGACUCAAUAGACCAAAACUACCCCCGAACCUACAGGAUGUGUUUCUAUGGCGAAGACAUUGUUUACUAUCCUGACUCCUUCCACCCUCAGCGUUUCCUUGGAAUCUUCAUCCUGUUUGAUGAGAACCAAUUCGGGUUCCUCUGUGUGGAGCGGAGAUGCUUCACCCUAUACAGCAGAAUCCGGGACACCAUCAAGAAUGUGGAGGCACCUUCCCCACAGGCCUUCCUGGAGAUGCUCAGAAACAUUGAGGCCCUACCCCCGGGAGCGGAAGACCUGCCUCCAGAGCUGCUGGUGGAAAUCUUCGCCUCGCUCCCAGGCACAGACCUGGCCAGCCUGGCCCAGGCUUGCACCCAAUUCCGCAGCAUCCUGCACACCGACAGCAUCUGGAGAAGGCGCUGCAGGGAGGAGUAUGGCGUUUGUGAAAACGUUCAGGACUUGGAGGCCAUGGGUAUGUCUUGCCGAGAAUUCUAUACAAAGCUGCUCCACCCAUACAGAAAGAUUUUGGGAUUGUGGCGAGUCGAUGCAGAUGCCCGUAGUAGAGAGGUACUGAAGGUAGCGAUGGACGGAUUAUGCAUUACUGGUAAGAGGUUCGUGCCUCCUUUCUGUUACCUCAAUGUGGAUGCCUCAAAGCCAUGGAUGCUCUUGUUUAGAAUUCGCCUGAAGAGGAAAUCAGCCAAUGUGGAGUGCAUGAAACACUACACUAGGCCCCACAUUUGCCGCCUGAAGAUUCAGAAGAAGGGGUUCACCACCAAGAGUAACCACAGGAUGUCCGGGUGUAUCCAAAAGCAUUUACCACAAUGGGUGAAUGAAGAACGGGGUUCUCUGCUGCUACAGGACACACACGUGUUAAUGUACUGUAAUCCUGACUGCCUGACUUACCCCAUCUGCCGCCGCAGCAGACUCUACUUCCCACGGAGCUAUCAAGAUGACCUUAUCAGGCCAGGAAUCUUUGUAGACGUCUAUGAUGUCUACAGCCUGAAGCUUGCCUUCCUCAUCUUCUAUGGGAAUUACGCCAGGGCCACAAAUAUCAGGCGAGACCCCAUCUUACCUUUCUGA
Messenger RNA from Pipistrellus kuhlii (Kuhl's pipistrelle), 2268 nucleotides. RefSeq names its product F-box only protein 31-like. The transcript has 2 exons. Lineage: Eukaryota; Metazoa; Chordata; Mammalia; Chiroptera; Vespertilionidae. The record is from RefSeq and is a predicted model, not a curated record. Gene Ontology annotation, molecular function: protein binding. The coding region runs from base 1 to 2268 and encodes 755 amino acids.